Sphaerodactylus townsendi is the source of this 3124-nucleotide messenger RNA. RefSeq names its product WASP actin nucleation promoting factor (gene WAS). The transcript has 12 exons. Lineage: Eukaryota; Metazoa; Chordata; Lepidosauria; Squamata; Sphaerodactylidae. The coding region runs from base 43 to 1536 and encodes 497 amino acids. The record is from RefSeq and is a predicted model, not a curated record. Gene Ontology annotation, molecular function: actin binding; small GTPase binding. Gene Ontology annotation, biological process: regulation of Rho protein signal transduction; actin filament organization.
UAGAAGAGAAAGAGAGCCCCUGAAUCAUCAGAUGAGGCCAAGAUGAGCCGGAGGGCCAAGCAAGGAGUCCGGGAGCAGCUGGACAACGUGCCAUCCUCCUUACUCCAAGACCAUGAAAACCAGCAAGUGUUUGAACUCCUGGGCAGGAAAUGCACGGCCAUGGUCACAACCGUAGUCCAGCUGUACUUGGCCUUGCCCCAGAGCACCAGAAUCUGGUCCAAGCAAGGAUGCGGAGUCCUGUGCUUCGUGAAGGAUAAUCCCAGGCGUUCAUAUUUCAUGCGCUUCUACGACCUGAAGGAGAGGAAGAUGAUUUGGGAACAGGAACUGUACAACCAACUUGUCUACUCUGCCACCACCUCUUACUUCCACACCUUCCCAGGAGAUGAGUGCCAGGUGGGGCUCAGCUUUGCCGACGAGGACGAGGCAUUUCACUUUCAGCAAACUGUGGAAGAGAAGAUCCAGAAGCGGAUCCAGAAGAUAGAAAAAAGAGAACUACCACCUCCACCACCUCCAGUCAACGAAGAAAGAAGAGUAGCCCUUCCUCGGAGCCCACCUUCUGGAAGUGACUUGAACGGGCCUGGGAGGCAACUGAACUCCUCGCCAUCGUUGGCUAUGACCCUGGCGACUGUGGACAUCCAGAAUCCAGAUAUCACCUUUUCUCGCUACCGAGGACUUCCUGUUCCCACUGCAGUGGAUAAAAAGAAAGGGAAAAAGAAGAUUUCGAAGGCCGACAUUGGAGCUCCCAGUGGGUUCAAGCAUAUCCAGCACAUUGGUUGGGAUCCAAACAGUGGAUUUGACGUUAAUAACUUGGACCCCGACUUGAAGACGCUGUUUUCCCAGGCAGGGAUCAGCGAAGCCCAGUUGACUGAUGUGGAGACUUCCAAGAUUAUCUAUGAUUUCAUCGAAGGCCAAGGAGGGCUGGAGGCCGUGAAGGAGGAGCUAAGAAGGCAAGGUCCGUCGCAUCCCCCACCUCCACCCCCAAAUCGGUCUGGUCCCCUGCCACCACCUGGACACUCCCGAACUCUGCCUCCUGUCCCAGGCCCACCACCUGGUGCUCCGCCCUUAUCAAACAGGGGUGCUGCCCUCCCACCCCUACAGCCCUCUCGGGGACCUCCCCACUCUCAGUGGGGACCUUCCCCACCAGGCCAUCACUCGGCUCGACCUCCGCCACCUACUUCUGGGUCAGCUCCACCUCCUCCCCCACCUCCUCCCCCACCUCCUCCCCCACCUCCCUUCAAGACCUCUGGACCAUGCCCCCCACCACCUCCCCUCCCGGCACCACUGGGUUCCGUGGGGACGCCACCUCCUCCUGCCGGCCCCUCAGACCGUGGUGCACUGCUGGAUCAAAUACGCCAAGGAAUACAACUCAACAAGACGCCUGAUGUGUUGGACUCUCCCCAACCCCCCGAACAAGGCUCCGAAGGGCUGGUGGGGGCUCUCAUGCACGUCAUGCAGAAGAGAUGCAAAGUCAUCCACUCCUCAGACGACGAUGAAGAUAAUGGAGUCGAUGAUGAUGAUGAUGAAUGGGAUGACUGAGAGUGUUCAGCACCCAAAGUACCUUUUCUGCCCACUGGCUGUUGUCUGAAUUGCUCUGGGCAUUUUACUUGUAUUGCUGCUUUGACAAUGGCAUCCCCAUACCUGUUCCUCUACCCCACCCAGCAAUCUGUGCAGACUUCUCUGAGAUCCAGUAGCUGGCGGCAGGGACUGGGUUUCUUUAGCCCAGGCACCGGAGGGCCAUUAUUUUCCAUUCUUCUCUCCAACAUCACCCAGACCAAAUCACAAUGCAUAUUCUCUUCGGCGCACCUGGAUGCUUUUCACAGUUUUAAAACUUGAGCCUGUAAUUCUAUCCUUUUCUCACCUUUGUUCUUGACAAUACCACGUAUAAUCCUCUGCUUCUAACUUUCUAAAGGUCAUAUUAUCUUUCACGCAACCCCCCACACCCCCUUUUCUUUCGUCUAGCCAUAUAAUUGUGAGGGGUUUUCUUAAGUGGUUCCCUUUUUGAGGCCAAUGUGCAGGUAGGAAUAAGACUGGAUGUAUAGCAAAGCCCUGCCACAGAAAGCAACAUGUGCUUUGUUAACUCAAGCAGAAAUGCUCACGGUCUGGAUUCUUUGCACCUUUUUUUAAAAAAACAUUUUCUCUCGCUUUCAUCAUGGGAAAAAAACAACCUCAAGCUUUAAAAUGAGGAUUACCUGUUUACCGUCAGACUCGGUUGAACACUUUGACUGUUCUGUGAUCUGACAGGAAAGAAGCCAGGGAAUCUUUCUGUUGCUUUUAGUUUGUGCAGUCACCGAGAAACGAGGGCUGCAAACGGAAGUAUUUUUAAUGUACCUACUGGAAAAAAUGUUCAAGUCAAAAUAAUAAUUUAGAAGAUGGCAAACUAUGAUGGAAGUACUGGAAUAUAGAGGGAAUGUAUAAUCAUUCAUCUAAAAAUCCCCUAUGCAUUUUGCCAACAGGCUUCUUCAGGGGAAUCUAUUAGUCUAUUAGUCUUUCAUUGUUUUAUUAGUCUUUUGUUGGACUUGCAGUAAAGCUAAAAAAUGUUGGAUGCAACUACAUUGAAAGAUCAAAAGAUCUUAAAGACGAAUAUGCAAAUGAAACUUUUAUUUGGGGACUCAUGGACAGACACCUUGAAAACAAAAACAUACGAUUUUAUUUUUAUAUAUGACAGCAGCUGCAAGAAUAUUACAUUCACAAAAAUGGAAAGUAUCCUUGAUACCUAGAACAGAAGGAUAGCUUAUGAAGUUGUUGGAGCUGGACAAAACAGCAAAACUCAUUUCUUUGAUUAGCGAAAAUAAGUUGUCUAAAUUCUUGGAUAAUUUGAAACCACUGAUAGAUUAUUAUUUUUUUGUAAAAAAAGAGUUCCAUUAAAAAGUUGAUGAUUUGUAGAUUUAAGGAAUGGAAGAUUUUAAAAAGAUAUAAUAGAGAAAAGUGAAAUCUAUUAGCAAUACUAAUUAAGAAUUGAUUUUAUAAAGGUAGUUAGAGAGCAAGUAGUAAUGUUUGUUAAUAGUCAGUACCGAUGAAAUUGGAAGCCCCUUCGUUACAUGUACUUUCUUCGUUGUUUUUUUUGUGUUUUAUUUGUAAGCUUUUCAAGUUUUCAUAAUAAAACUUUAGGAUAACAAGAGCACCA